AUGGCUAUUCUCAGUGAGACCCGUAUUCGCCUUCGUGAUUAUCAAGAAGAAUGUAUCCAAGCUGUCUUGAAUUCGCUCGAAAAUGGCCAUAAGCGAUUAGGAAUAUCAUUGGCUACUGGCGCCGGGAAAACCGUCAUAUUCACUCAGUUGAUUGAUCGGAUCAAGAACGAUUCAAAUGAAGCCAGCCAGACACUGAUCCUGGCUCACAGGCGAGAACUUGUUGAGCAAGCAGCUCGCCACUGCACCUCUGCUUAUCCGCACAAAACGGUGGAAAUAGAAAUGGGCAACAUACGUGCCUCGGGAACUGCAGAUAUCACCAUCGCUAGUAUACAGAGUAUCAACUCCAGUGAUCGCAUCUACAAGUUCGAUCCUAAACGGUUUAAGCUCGUACUUGUCGACGAAGCACACCAUAUAGUUGCGCCUGGGUACUUGAGGACCCUAGAGCACUUCGGCCUUGACCAAAAGAGAAACGAUUCGCCAGCACUUGUCGGUGUAUCUGCGACUCUUUCUCGGACCGAUGGCCUUCGGUUGGGUGCUGCAAUUGAUGAGAUAGUUUAUCAUAAAGACUAUGUUGAUAUGAUAGGGGAUAAAUGGUUGUCAGACGUCGUUUUUACUACGGUCGAGUCGACUGCCGAUGUCUCACAGGUCAAAACCGGCAACAGUGGGGACUUUCAAACUCGUGAAUUGUCUAAGGUGGUAAAUACAAAACAAGUGAACGAAAUUACUGUUCGCAGUUGGCUCGCAAAAGCUUCAGGGAGGAAGUCUACCUUGGUUUUCUGCGUGGAUCUUUCACAUAUCGAUGGAUUGACUGAAACAUUCCGCCGAUUUGGUAUCGAUGCUAGGUUCGUGACGGGAGAUACUCCAAAAGUCGAAAGAGGCAAAAUCCUUGAUGCUUUUCGACGCCAAGAAUUCCCGGUGCUUAUCAACUGCGGCGUCUUUACUGAAGGAACCGAUAUUCCUAAUAUUGACUGCGUUAUUCUCGCACGACCGACUCGCUCCCGUAAUCUAUUGGUGCAGAUGAUAGGAAGAGGCAUGCGGCUUCAUCCAGACAAGACCGAUUGCCAUAUCAUCGACAUGGUCUCGAGUCUGUCCAUCGGCAUAGUGACGACACCCACUUUAUUCGGCCUCGACCCGUCUGAGUUGGUAGAGAAAGCAACCGUGAACGACAUGGCACGCUUGAAGAGCAGCAGAGAAACUGAAGACGUUAAAAUUUCUCGCAAUAUUAAUUUUGUAGAAUAUGAUUCGGUCUUCGACUUAAUCGCAGAUACAUCCGGCGAGAGGCAUAUCCGGGCAAUCAGUCAGAAUUCAUGGGUACAAGUUGGACAGGACAAGUGGGUGCUAUGUGGCCCGGGCGGAACCUAUAUCCGAUUGGAAAAGGGGAAACCACCAAAAAGUAAAGAGGAUGAAUUUGUAGCCUGGGAAGUCCGAGCUCUUCCCGCAGGCGUGUCGAAGUCUCGAUAUGCUUCACCUCGACGAUUACUCAACACAUCUACCUUCGCCGAUGCCGUCCACGGCUGUGACAAAUACGCAUCUGAACAGUAUCCCCGUCUUCUUAUCUCGAGACACCAGCGCUGGCGUAACGGACCACCUACAGAUGGCCAACUGGACUUCCUAAACAGGCUACGUAGGGAGGAUGAUAAACUAACGGCAACCGAUAUCACAAAAGGCAAGGCCGCAGAUAUGAUAACUAAAAUACGUCACGGCGCCCGAGGUCGCUUUGCUGCCCUUGACGCUGACCGAAGACGAAAGGAGAAGCGUGAGAGUUUAGGGCGGGAGAAAGAAAGAACGAUGCAUAUUCGGGAGCUGGUGUCUGUUGGACCUCUAUCAGCCUGA
This is a messenger RNA of Daldinia childiae, 1833 nucleotides long. RefSeq names its product putative mitochondrial ATP-dependent helicase irc3. Gene Ontology annotation, molecular function: hydrolase activity; ATP binding; DNA binding. NCBI's taxonomy places the organism in Eukaryota, Fungi, Ascomycota, Sordariomycetes, Xylariales, Hypoxylaceae. The record is from RefSeq and is a predicted model, not a curated record. The coding region runs from base 1 to 1833 and encodes 610 amino acids. The transcript is spliced from 2 exons.